CGAACAAGGUAAAGCUAAGAUAUGAUAUGAUAUAAUAUUAUGGUUAUUUGUUGCCUUUCAUUGUUUAACCUAUUUUCAAACAUUCUCUCUCUGUCUCUGUCUCUUCCACCACAUUUUAGGGAACACCCGCGCAUCUUUCUGGGAGGCUCACCGUUGUUUUUAUUUUUAAUUUUUUAACUUUGAUUUUUUGGGUUGUUUAUUUGCCGAUUUGUUUUGCUUUUUUCUGUGGAUUUACCCUUCAAAAUCGCUCCUCUAACAAAGUUUGAGCGAUGGAUUGUUGGGAUCGGGUUCCUGUUGGCAUCUCAGAGUUGGUGAUGACAACCUCCGCAAUGCUCAUUGCAUCAAAAGCCAAAAGCCUUUGAUUCUUACAAAAGCUAAAAAGCUGGCCGCUCGUUUCUUGGUUGCUGCUGUCAAGUGGUGAGUGGUGAAGAUGGAUUCAGAAAGAGAUGCUGUUGUUAAGACACCAAAGAGGGAAUUUGAAGCAGAAGGGGCUCUGAAUUCAAAGAUGAAGGGUUCUGGAAACAUAAGCAGUAAGGAUAUGAUAUUCAGAGCUGAUAAGAUUGAUCUGAAGAGUUUGGAUGCGCAGCUGGAAAAGCACUUGAGCAGGGUUUGGUCAAGGAACGCUGAGACAAAACGGCCCAAAGAGGAGUGGGAGGUUGAUUUGGCCAAAUUGGAUCUACGAUAUGUUGUGGCUCAGGGAGCGUAUGGUACUGUGUACAGGGGCACCUAUGAUUCUCAAGACGUUGCUGUGAAAGUAUUGGACUGGGGUGAGGAUGGUGUAGCUACCCCUGCUGAAGCUGCUGCUUUACGUGCAUCUUUUAGACAGGAGGUUGCUGUCUGGCACAAACUUGACCAUCCUAAUGUGACAAAAUUUGUUGGAGCUUCGAUGGGCACUUCAAAUCUUAAGAUUCCCUCAAAAAAUUCGAAUGGAGAGGAAGAGACCCUUCCUUCUAGGGCAUGCUGUGUCAUUGUUGAGUUUAUCGCAGGUGGGACACUUAAGCAAUACUUGAUCAAGAAUAGGAAGAAGAAAUUGGCUUACAAGGUUGUGGUUCAGCUGGCUUUGGAUCUUGCAAGAGGUCUUCAUUAUUUACACUCGAAGAAAAUUGUUCACCGAGAUGUUAAAUCAGAGAAUAUGUUACUAAGCCCUAGUCGUAAUCUGAAAAUAGCUGAUUUUGGAGUUGCUCGUGUUGAAGCUAUGAAUCCAAGUGACAUGACAGGUGAAACUGGAACUCUUGGAUACAUGGCCCCAGAGGUUCUUGAUGGGAAGCCUUACAACAGGAGAUGCGAUGUCUAUAGCUUUGGCAUUUGCUUGUGGGAAAUUUACUGCUGUGAUAUGCCUUAUCCAGAUCUAAGCUUUGCUGAUGUGUCAUCUGCAGUUGUUCGCCAAAAUUUACGACCAGACAUUCCUAGGUGUUGUCCAAGUGCCUUAUCAAACAUCAUGCGGAGAUGUUGGGAUGCGAAUCCGAACAAGCGCCCGGAAAUGGACGAGGUGGUGAGAAUGCUGGAAGCACUUGAUACCAGCAAAGGUGGUGGAAUGAUACCAGAAGAUCAGAACUCAGGGUGCUUCUGUUUUGCUCCAACCCGUGGCCCCUGACUCUUGAAUCCAACGUUCUUAUGUGUUCUCAACAGAUGAACUGAAGCACUGUAACUGGCAAUUGGUAUUUAUAUUUUUGUCAGUUCACAGAUCAACAACAACCUUUCCUUUGGCCAGAUUGAUUGUGAGAAAGAAAGGAAGGGCAUUGUAUUUUAUUUUUUUAAUUUUUGGCUAAAGGGGCGAUUUCAUCGUUUCUUACAUAUUGUAUUUAGUACUGAAAACUGGAUUCUUUUGAGCAUCAAAGUGGAACAUAAUCCCUGAUCAAAGCUUCCCCUUCUAAUACUACUUCUACUUCUGUUUACCCACUUUA
This is a messenger RNA of Vigna unguiculata (cowpea), 1904 nucleotides long. Its product is annotated as serine/threonine-protein kinase 54-like. The record is from RefSeq and is a predicted model, not a curated record. Gene Ontology annotation, biological process: protein phosphorylation. Gene Ontology annotation, molecular function: ATP binding; protein serine/threonine kinase activity. Gene Ontology annotation, cellular component: plasma membrane. NCBI's taxonomy places the organism in Eukaryota, Viridiplantae, Streptophyta, Magnoliopsida, Fabales, Fabaceae.